AUGAGGACUGUCUUUUAUGCAAUUGGACAUUUGAGCUUCAUAGAUAGAUAUACAUAUACUAACUUCGAAUCAAUCAGCAUGGUUUCCAAUUCGAUCAUGUAUACGCUUCUCCUCACUAUGGGUUUCCUUCUUUUUAUGACUACCAUACAAGCAACACCAAUCCAUAAUGGUAUAUCAUCUAUUGAGAAAGUUUUCGAUGAAGAAUCCGAAGAUUCAAGUUUAUCCAUGGACAAACGCACUUUUAGUAACAGUGAUAUUCCUGAUGGUUACGUUGGCAUCAUGUUAGGCAAACGUGGAACCGACACACGAGCAGUUCGCCUUCCCGCCGAAGCUGUUCUUCUUGGCAAACGACGACUACCAUACGAAGCCGUCCUUUUGGGCAAACGAGAUUUGCCAAACGAAGCUGUUCUUUUAGGAAAACGCCGCAUACCCCAUGAAGCCGUACUUUUAGGUAAACGUGAUUUACCAAACGAAGCGAUUCUUUUAGGUAGACGUGAUUUACCUAACGAAGCUAUCCUUUUGGGAAAACGUGAUUUACCAAACGAAGGUAUUCUUCUUGGCAAAUAA
This is a messenger RNA of Adineta ricciae, 567 nucleotides long. The record is from the annotation of a GenBank genome assembly. Lineage: Eukaryota; Metazoa; Rotifera; Eurotatoria; Adinetida; Adinetidae.